AUGUCCCGCCAGCCAACGCCUACAGACCUCAGACACCACCUCUCAAAGCUAGUCACUUUGAAAAACGCCCAAGCCGCUAUGCCCGCCGCAAUGCGGAACCUGCCUGUGAUGGCCAUAGUAGCAGGUGGGAUUAUCGCGAAAGUGACGAAUGGCGACAAUGUCAUUGAACGCCAUUUGCUAGGCAAGCCAUCUGUCGAAAAGGAGUUUAUCGCCUUGCCCGAACCUACUACAAAAGAUUCAUGGGGCCAGCCGGCUACUGGGCUAGGGGGAGAACACGGCCAGGUGGCAAGCAACUCCUCUCAUAAAAAGUAA
This is a messenger RNA of Penicillium verhagenii, 312 nucleotides long. RefSeq lists its product as uncharacterized. NCBI's taxonomy places the organism in Eukaryota, Fungi, Ascomycota, Eurotiomycetes, Eurotiales, Aspergillaceae. Bases 1 to 312 code for a protein of 103 amino acids. The transcript has a single exon. The record is from RefSeq and is a predicted model, not a curated record.